Monascus purpureus is the source of this 6046-nucleotide messenger RNA. Lineage: Eukaryota; Fungi; Ascomycota; Eurotiomycetes; Eurotiales; Aspergillaceae. The record is from the annotation of a GenBank genome assembly.
AUGGAUGUCCUUUCCACAGGUAUCAGACGCUCCGCGUUUGAGAAGCUUGCAGCGUUAGCUGUGAAAACACCAGUGAAUGAUGAAGAAUCAGAUAUUGCGCGUCUUUCUCAACUGUAUCAAUAUCCAAAGAAGCAUCACAAUGAAUUCCUGGAUGGUGGUGCAAAGAGUCUGGCUCCGAAAUCACAGGUGCCCAUGGGCAUUCGAGAAUUGGAUGUCCUCAUUUCCUUGUGCAAAGCUUCUAUAUCAGUGAAUAGAUUAGAGCCUGCUUCGACGCUGGUUUCACAGUUAUCUGCGUACCUCCCUGAGUCUCAUAGCCAACAUUUCCAUGCUUCGCCUUUUCUCCAGAGCAUAAAACCAUCUCCUUGGGAAACAUUGACGUAUAAUCUCAUACAUGCCCUUCUUUCACUGGGUCUCAACUGUCCUUCGUUACAAGAGACUGUCUCAAAUACCGUCAACGACUACUUGCAAAGCUGUGCCGAAGCCAUCAAGUCUACGACACCUUUUCAUAGACCUAGUUAUGAAGUGGAUAAGCAUGGCUCGCUCCAAGACCCCUCAGGAAUUCUGGCUAUUGCAGUAUCUCUAGUCGGCUUCUUCGAAGCUUCGGCGAUGCAUGCCACUUUCUGGGACUCUAGCGAGAAGCUACAGAUAAUCGAACACGUCCGGGAUAUGUUGUCUGAGACCUUCAUGGUUGACAUCGAAACUGCUUCGUCUACUAUACGUAACGCAAAUAUAGCGGAAGGUGCUUUUAAGGAUUGGAGAAGAUACGCUCGGCGCUACGCUGCUCAUGGACGCCCUCUAGGAGCUAUGCUGUUACAGCAAGGCUUUAUGCGUUUUAUUAAAGCUUGUGCUGCUUCCCUGAUUGGCUCUCACCAUGUUUCUGAAGAUGAACUGCUAGAUGAUUUUAUGGAUGGGGUCGGAAUUGCGAGAGGCAAUGAUGACUCGGAGAUUCCCCUUGUUAGACGUAUAGCAGAGAUAGCCACAGACCAAAUCCAUUUGCUGGAUGAUGGGUCUGACUAUCUGCGGCUUGGCUCCCCUUGGCAGCAGCGACUUACAUUUUCGGUGAAGGCCUUGUGUUUGAUCAGCUUUCUCAAUUGCGUGGUCCUGGACGAAGAUGUGGCAAGCAGCGAUGCUCUCCUUGCCUGGUUGGAGGGUACAAUUAUAGACCCUAACCAGAUGUCGUGUACUGAGAUAGCAACAACAACCUUGAAAAGCAUAGCGAUUGUCGCGAGACUCUCGCCAAGCAGCGCAUCCAGUGCGAGCCGCUCCCUUUUGAGAUUCCUCGUGCGCGGAGGUUCAACGACAGGAUCUGUUGUUUCUGUGGCUGCACGGUGCCUAGCUCAAGUUCUCAGCAUUCUAUCUCAAGAUGCCGUCAUUACGACGCUAUAUUCCUUGGGAAAUGUGUUAAGCUCACGUUCUGACACCAAACAACUGUACCAAAACGAACUCACUGGUGACACAACUGGGCCUACAAGCAAUGCCUUGGCAUCAUAUGCGCAGCCAAGGGAUGCGAGCAUGAUUUCUCUUGUUGUCAACGGCGAGGACAGCAAUGUAACUCAAAGAAAUGUCAUCCAUGCUAUUAUGACUAUUGCGACAAGUUGCAAUGAUGAUAAAAUUACCGCCCUGGCGCAGUCCAUGCUCCUACAAAAGAUAGGGAAGAUAAAUACAGUGGUGGAUUCAUAUAUCAUUCAGGAGACAGCAGCAUUGGCCCUGUACAACGGACCGGCUGAGUUUCAACUGCUACUCAAGUUCUACAAUCGUGCUUACCUCGACGCAGCCACUGAAAACCAGAAUACUAUCUCCGAUGCGGUUCAAAGUGCAAUGAUAUAUCUUUCUCUCAGGUUGAAAAGAAGCUCUUCUCGCUACGAAAUCUACCUACUUCAUCUGCUGGAGAGCAUUGUAAACAAGGGAAACGCCACUGACCGCGAAGAUGAUAGGCAGAAAGAGGAUAUGUUGACACAUGGGAACAUCAGUCCUUUUCUGAGACCACUAGCACUGCUUGUUUCGUUCGAGAGCGAAACUACCGGAACUUGUCCCACAGUUUCCGAUUUUGACGACAGCAUACUGGCCAUGUUCCGUGACAUUUGGUUUAACAUAGCUGUUCAUGGCAUAUCGCUUAACUCAGCCUUUGCUCGGAGUCACUUUGAGGAACUCCGAAUAAUUGCAGAGCAUUCUCCGCCCCUCGUCGCUGAAGAUCGUACGGAAGUCCUAGAAAGUGACGUCGAACUAAAUACGAUACUGAGACGCGGAAUGAGCCCGCAGCGUCUCAUUGAGCAGAAGCGUACUUUAGUCUCAGAACUUCCCAGUUGUGAAUCAGACAUUAAACGCUUGAAUUAUCCGAAAGUCGUCUUCCUCAAUGCUGCUUUAUUGGUUGAAGGUCUCCGUGCUUCUACCGGAAACUGCACGAAAGUUUUGAAUUAUUUCCUUGAUCCAGCGCUCGACACUGCCGAAAUGGCAAGCUGUAUGAAUGCUAUUGCGGACAAGGUUGUCAGUCGCUACCUCGCAAUGACUUUAUCAGGAAAACGUGAACACUUUUCGGCACCAUAUCUGUCGAAACAAUUAGCGGACUUUUUGGUAGCUUGCUGCCAUCGCAUUGAACGAGUGCAGAUUGUUGCGAGAUCUUGUGCCAAUAAGAUCAUAACAGAGUGCCCUUCUGCACUAUGCCAAAAGCAUUCUUUGUUUAGUCUCCUUGAACUUUUGACCGUAAUGUGGUCGUCUUGUCUUCAAGGAGACCUAGACGAGUUCGAUUGGAAGUCUUCUAUCACAUCUCCUAGAGGAAUUGUGGACAUUGACCUGCCAGAUGACUAUGGAUUCAGGAAGACAACACUCGAACUCUUUCACGAACGGUCCAGAGCAUGGGUAAAGGCUGUUAUGAACUUUGCACCAUUGGACGUUAAGGGGCUCCUUCAGACCUAUCUGUCUGAAUUUGAAGACGAUGGCGCCUAUGGCCACAUCUCAAUGGGGCGAUCCUUUGCUUUAGAGAUGGGUUCGCUAAUUCCACAAAGUGACCAGCGACUUGGGUCGAUUGGAAACCACGGUGGCGAUUCAAUCAACAUCGCCUCGGGCUUCAUUGCUCAAUAUACUGCGCGCCAAAAGUAUCCAUAUUCUGAUAUGCCUUCUACCAAUGGUCUAGAUCGCGACAGAUUUGGGUGUAGCUAUUGUGAACCUACAACUCAGUUACCAGAAAGCUUUUUUGGUGUAGAAAAGACACUAUCCCAUCUAUAUGAGCAGGCCGCUAGAGGAGAACACGUAUCCUUUAUUGACAUAAGAGAUCCCCUUCGGAGAGCAGCUGCUCUUUGUAGCAGCAAUACAAUGCGGCCUUCUAUCAUUCAGUUCCUUGUCAGCUUGCCGUUUGAAAUAUUCACGGAGGAGUCAAUAAAGCUUGGGAUCUCUCUCUGGCUCGGGGUGAUUAACGAGAACCCAAAGGCAGAGCCAAGAAUUUUGGUGGAAGUAGCGGAGGCUUGGGAAAAAACUAUCCAGCGCAAGAGAGGAUUAUUUGAUCCUUCUUUCGAUUAUGUCGACCCAAUGUACUCCAAAAUCGAGCUUUUGCCAUCAGAUAAGGCUUUGUUGCUCCAAAAGCAGCGUGCGGCACAGGACAUGAUUUUGCCGCAUAGUCAUGUUCUUCAAUUCUUCGAAAGUCACUUCAGUGCCGUCCGCCUUGACAACAUUCAGAAUCAGCGGUUAUUCUAUCGCCUGACCCGCAGUACUACUACAGGACUCAUGGGAACGAGAGGCCACCCUCUAGCUAGGGAGAUUCAUUUCCGUGUUGUUUUAUUCGGCUUGAAGGUAUUGAGGCAGUGCACCUUCCAAACGGAGUUUUCCUUAUGGAAACUUAAAGAUCAAAUUCUUUCAGCUGGUCUCAGCUGGUUUAAGCAUUCACCUAGGUGGUCUUACGGAAGUAACCGACUACAAAUAAAAGCUGAAGACAAAAUUCUUGGCGACGUUUCUUCUGCUUUGGCAGACAUUGCCAACAUUGGCUCUCAUGACCGCGGGCAGUGUAAGUCAAUACAACGAAAGCAAGACCUUCUUCAGGUCUUUCUAGAGAAUGAGAGAUCACGUCUCAGAGUGUGGCUAUUACCUCUGGAACAAGAGCGCAAACAUUAUCCAUCACCGGUUUCCGGGGGCAAGAAUUUCUUGGAGGAGGUAAUAUCGUUGCUUUACCUCGCCUGGACAGAGAACCCAGGAAUAGCAAUUCAACUUGCGGUCCGUUUCCCUUCUGCACGGCUGAGAAACGAUGUCCGUCGGUUAUUGUUAAACUCUCCUGAAAAGGCUCUUGACGAACCCAGUGGUCUUGAAAUUGUGUUUGGUUUGGCUCUGCCUGCGGAUGUCUCUUUUCAGUUGAAGUAUUUGUUGUAUUGGGCAUCUAUAAAUCCUAUUGAAGCCUUGACAUACUUCCUGCCUGCGUAUGGUAAUCAUCCAUUUAUUUUGCAGUACGCAAUGAGAGCCUUGGAGAGCCAUCCUAUAGACGUCCGGUUCUAUUUCGUUCCACAACUAGUCCAAGCACUCAGAUACGACGCGCUAGGCUACGUAGAGCGCUACAUUCUUGAGACGGCUAAAUUGUCCCAGCUGUUCGCCCAUCAAGUGAUAUGGAAUAUGAAAGCGAAUUCGUAUAAGGAUGAGGAUGCUCAAGUUCCGGAUCCUCUCAAGCCCACUUUAGACAGAUUUAUGGAGACUCUGAUAUCGAGCUUCUCUAAUGAAGAACGUGACUUUUACGAACGAGAGUUUUCUUUCUUUAACGAAAUCACAGGCAUUUCGGGAAAACUUCGUCCGUACAUCAAAAAGAGCAAACCGGAGAAGAAGGAGAAGAUUGAGGAAGAAUUACGUAAGAUCAAAGUGGAGGUUGGGGUAUAUCUCCCAAGCAAUCCAGAUGGCGUUGUGGUAGGGAUUGAUCGCAAAUCCGGAAAACCAUUACAAAGUCAUGCAAAGGCGCCUUAUAUGGCAACCUUCAGAAUUCAAAAGACCAGGACUCGAUGGAACGGAAGACCAUCUAGCAGCCCUGGGGCGCAUACGUUGAGUCAACAGGAUAUGCCAACAGACUCGCAACCCUCUCCUGCGCCUGAUCCGAGGAAAGAGACUUACGAAGUCUGGCAGUCUGCUAUUUUCAAAGUUGGUGAUGAUUGUCGCCAAGACAUGCUUGCGCUGCAGAUGAUCGCUGCCUUCCGAAGCAUAUUUGAGAGUGUUGGGCUCGACGUUUGGGUGUUCCCCUAUCGGGUAACUUCAACGGCUCCAGGCUGCGGUGUUAUUGAUGUUCUACCCAACUCUAUUUCUCGUGAUAUGCUCGGACGUGAAGCUGUAAAUGGACUCUACGACUAUUUCCUUUCCAAGUACGGAGGGGAGAAUUCGGUGAGGUUCCAGCAAGCGCGCACAAAUUUUGUUAAGAGCAUGGCCGCCUAUUCGGUUAUCUCAUACCUUCUGCAGUUCAAGGAUCGACACAAUGGAAAUAUCAUGAUCGACGACGCCGGGCAUAUAAUUCAUAUUGACUUCGGGUUCUGCUUCGAUAUUGCCCCAGGAGGCGUCCGCUUUGAACGCGCACCAUUCAAGCUAACUUCUGAAAUGGUUGCUGUCAUGAGCGGCACUCACAACGCACACCCUCAUGCGGCCAGCAGCGUAAGUGGCGGGAUCAGUCUGCCUGGAGGGAAUACGCACAAUCCUACAAACACACAGCCAUACAGGUGGUUUGAGUCUUUGGUGGUGAAGGCGUUUCUUGCGUCUCGUCCGUAUUGCACGAAACUGUCCCAUAUUGUGUCUUUGAUGCUUGAUAGCGGCUUGCCUUGCUUCAAGCCCGAUACGUUGAGGAACUUCCGAGACAGAUUUGUCCUCGACAAGAGUGAAAGAGAAGCAGCUGAGUACAUGCGUGAACUUAUCCGCAAGUCUUACAUGAAUUUCUUGACGAAAAGCUAUGAUCAGUUCCAACUUUUAACCAAUGGCAUUCCUUAUUGAUAUGGUUCGUGCGAGAUGUUGUCUCUGGGAAUCAUGGGCUACGGAUCGGCGUCUCCAUUUGAUGCUAUCCAUAGUGUAUGAAUUAUGAAGUUGAAAUUGAACUGGAAGA